Messenger RNA from Dermacentor andersoni, 3225 nucleotides. NCBI's taxonomy places the organism in Eukaryota, Metazoa, Arthropoda, Arachnida, Ixodida, Ixodidae. The record is from RefSeq and is a predicted model, not a curated record.
UGUUUCUGAAUUUUUAUACAAUUUCAGUUAUCUCAAGUGUGACAGUAGGUACAACAGAAUGUAAAACAACCAUUUCAUCGUGCUAAAAGAACUACAAUCGUUGCUAUUUCACCCUUCCAAUGCCAUGUAUAUUAAAUGUUCGUGUCUGCUGCUUGCAAAAGAUUUUUCUAAAGUGUCGAAUUCAAUCUAUAUCUGAGUAACACAUUAGAAGGCUUUAGAUUCCAUUUAUGUUUAUUGGUGAUAUGUCCCUGCAGAUUUUAUUAAGUGCUUUAAUCUGAAUAAUAAAAGAAAAAUAGGUAAUUACGCUAAUUAGUAGUUUGUCCUUUUCAUCGUUAGCCCUGUCGCUCGAACAUACCUCAUAGUGAAUAUCUAAAUCUUCCAAAUCUUUGUUUAAAGAAGCUCUUGAAUAUCUGUGCGAUUCAAAACUGGGAGGGCUUCUUGUGCUCAGGCUGCCAUAACAAAUUGAGACCUCAGCUUGAGGGUGGAUUCGAACUGCAGUAUACUUAAAGAUUUAAAGAUGGCCAAGCUUUGUAAUGCCACUUAUUAGAUACACAAAAGCUGCCGCAGAAUUUCAGUGCAACCAACUUCCGUGUAGAUAGUUCAACCUAUCCGCAGACAUUUCAUGUUUGUGAAUUAUCUCGGGAAAGGCAAGCAGUGAGUGGAAGUCAUGACAGUGCUUUACUGACUAUUGGAGCUGACUGUUGGAUGGUACCUUGUACUUUGUGUAAUAAUACCCACCUGCGACUACUGGUCCCAAGGGUAAACGGUUGCCAAGCAAAUUUCUCCAAAACUGGUUCGUGUUGAUCAGCAAUUCCCAUGCAUUGGUGGCUGAUCAACACACACAUAAAAGAUUAUGGCACCCGAUGCCGUUGCUUAGUGGCUAUAGUGUUGGACUGCUAGGCACUAGGUUGCGGGAUCAGAUCCUGGCCAUGACGGUCGUAUUUCGAUGGCCAAAUGCGAAAACAUCCGCAUACUUGCCCAAGGUGGUCCAAAUUAUUCCGGAGUCCCCCACUACAGCAUCCCUCAUAAUCAGAUUGUGGUUCUGGCUCGUAAAAUCCCAUAAUUUAAUUUUUAAUUAAAAAUGUGGCAGCUAAAAUUUGCAAUUUUGAUGAUGAAUUGAGUAAUUCUGUUUAAAAUGAACUAUUUGAUUUCAAAAUUCAAAUGGACUUGCAUAUAGUCUUGAAUGUAGUGAAGGAAAUAAACGCUAUAUUACGGCAUUUUGUCACCAUGUUUCUUUUUCUGCUUCUAGGAGAAGAAAGAAUACUUCGUAGUAUUCACUUCGAUAUGGGAUGCUCAUAUUUUUCAAAUAUUGGUAUUUGGUUGGGCUUGAAAAUUUUACUGUCAACAUACACCACUCUUGCUUUUUUGUCUAUGGAAAGUGUUUGCAGUCCACCAAAGUUUUUCUGUGUGUACAGAGCAUUUUGUGCCAUCACAAUUCGACAGUACCAUUGAUGUGAACUGACCCUAUGUGUUCAACCACCGAGGCCAUACAUGAACUUCUACAAUAUGUGCCUGCCCACCAGGACCCUGACCUCCGCUUGCAAUCGACACCGUUCCAGUUGUUGAACUGAAAGGGGCUGUUACUGCACUUAUCACUGAACUGUGUUUACCUGCAGUGCUGAAUCUGUAAAAUGCUGGAAUGAAGAAAGUGGAUGCGACAUGGUCAUCGCUGCCUCGGAGCUCUACGAGCAUUUCUUCCAAGAUUGUGAAUACCACACCACGUCUUGUCCUAAGUGCUCGGCUCCGAUUCUUUGCAACUAUGUGUUCGCACACCUCAUAAGUGAGUGUACCGAUCAUACCGUGUCUCGCAUGUCUAGAGCCCCGCAGGCUUCCUCCAGUGACCCAGAAGCAAUACUGAUGGCUUUGAACACAAGCUUAGAUGCGCGAGUUGGCGAAACAAAGGACAUCCUAAGUGAAGCGCUGAGCGCGAGCAGCGCUCAGCUCAAUAACCGACUAAAUGAGCUUUUUCUCUGUAUGAACACGAUCAGACAAGCAUUGUUACAGCCAUCCACAAGUGAAACUUGUGAAGGGCCGAGUCAUGUUCCAGAAGCGGCUGCUGGUGUUGCCUCCAUCAAGGCAGUCAAGCAAAUCGCUAACGCACACGGUGACAGGCUCGCCGAACUUUCAGAUAGCAUAAGCAGUCCAGGUUACACUACAAACCGAACUGUAGGAGAUACCGAAAUGACAAAUCUCGAGAUGCCCAAACAAAAUACAAAUAAUCCGAGCAUGGGUCAGGCAAAAUCGAGCAAAAGCGGGGCGCAACGCACUCCCAGUCUCAAAGAAAUUUCCCGGAGCCUGGAGGAGUCUGAUGAAAUCCAAAUGGGAACCGAUCUGGACCAUUCGACAAAUUUUACAACCUCUGAAAACAGUGCCACGAACUCUGGUUCGAACACUGCAACUAGAGAGAUUUUGAAACAAGCACAACAGCAAACGCAACCCGAUAGAGAAGAAGAUGCAGAAAGCACAGGUAACACCAAACGUUGCCAGCUCACUGUGAGGGCGCUAAAUUCAAUGAGGAAAUUUGCAGAAGUAAAUGGCUCUUUUGAUUAUGUUGGCGAAAAAAUAUACCUCUCUGGCUAUCACAUGUUGGCAGGCGUGAAGCUCAUUAGGGGUGAUGGUUCUGUGACCAUGCACGCUCGUAUUAAGCUUAUCAAAGGUGUGAACGACGAAUUUCUCCACUGGCCAUUCAAAGGAAACAUCAAGGUGAUCGCUGUACAUCCGUCUGGGCACCAAGUGCGCCAUUGUGUAAAUUACACUUUUCUCAGUAUUUCGCACUUUGGAAAGCCAGGACCAUUUGGCAACACACCCUUGUAUUUUGCAGAGUCUUCAUUAUGCUUGGAAGAUCUUGAGCGUGAAGGAUACACAGUAGAUGACAAGGUUCAGCUGGCGUGGGAGCUCGCUUAGUGCAUCCGGUGAAUAUAUGAGUCAUUUCAAUCGUUUUGGUUUUGCUCCAAUGUACACUGCUGUCUGACAGCACUGCUAAUUUCAUUGAUCUGCCAUACUUGCGGAUUUGUUUGUGUUCAAUAGUAUUUCAUGACCUUUGUACUAUUACUUUGUGCUGAAUUUCUGUCCUUGUAUUGACUAUUAUCAUCACUAAUGCUUUCUUGCUCAGAAUAUGCCAAAUAAAGCGUUUAAUAAAAUGCAAGUAGUGGGGCUUCUGUACAAACACGUUUAUUUCUCGUGUAGAAGUGCUUGUGUGUACAUAAAAUUCUGUUUGGCAUCUUA